GUAUAGAACAGCUCUUAGUCUUGUUGGUGGAAGGUGGUGUGGCGGACGUUGUGUUUCUAUAUGAAUGCACUGUAUUUUUUUCACAUUUCCUAACCUGCUGGACUUGAGAAAUACACGAUCCGCAACCAGUGAGGCGGGCGUGUCUGUACCGUGCAGGGGAGAGUGUGUUGCCUGUCGUGUACAAGCUGGGGGCGGUGAAUCUUGAGUUAAAAGUGGAGGAGGAGGAGGAAGCCCAUUACUUUCCUAAGGGUCUUUAAAAGCUAUACUCGUUGUGGUGUUUGUGUUAGAUGCACGGCGGGCUGACGGUGUUGAGCCUAGUGUGUCAUAAGUCCUGACAAAUGUGACGAGAUUUAAGGACAAUAUUUCGUGUUUACCGUGUACGUGUGUGUGUGCGCGCGUGUGUAUGUAUACGCCACCACCAGUCACCACCACCAUCACCACUACCAGUUGAGACAAAGGCCAUGGUGAUGAUCCUGCUCAGGCCACGCGGCACUGCCCUCCUUCACCCGCACGCCACCGACGCCACUGCUGCUGCUGCUGCUGUCACCCUCGCAGCCGCCUCCUCUCUUGCUGCGGUUUCUGCCAUCAUGGUGAGAGUGGGCGGCGGGUGUCCCAGCGAGGAGCCGUAGUGCUGAGCCUAACAUGUCGAGGGUUGUGCCGGCCCCAUGCGUCCCAUGGGUGUGAUCACGUGUGCAGCCCCCAUGAACACCUCCAGCAAUGUCACUUACACUCACAAGAAGUUCAAGCGAGCCCCCAUUGAAGCUUCGGAGGCCCUUGACCACCAGCACCCUCCUCCCCUGCAGAGGGAGGCCCCAGCCGUCCCUAACAAGGCCUCCACACUCUGCAUAGAGACUCCCCUCACCCCCACCAAUGGCCUACUGGUCACCUCCCCGGCCUCCAUCCCUGCUGCAGCCACCAGCCCCGCCGCUCCUGAGGUGGAGGAGGCCAGGAGGAGGAAUGGCCGUGGAGGGAAGUACAAGUGUGAGUACUGUGGCAUGGGGUGUGCCAAGCCAUCAGUGCUGGACAAGCACAAGCGGACACACACCAACGAGCGGCCGUACAGCUGCAGCCAGUGCAGUACUGCCUUCAAGACCAAGAGCAACUACCUGAAGCACACGCGCUCGCGCUCCCAUGCCCUACGCCUGGACGGCCCCGAGGGCAGCGAUGGGGCAGUGGAGUCUGGAGACAAUGGGGACGGAGAGGAGGGCACCCGCUAUCCUGGCGGCCAGCAAUGCCUCCCGCUGGAUGUUUCCUUGGCAAGACACCCUGAUCCACCCAGCUCUUCCAUGGCUACUCUGGGAGCCCCAGAUGCCUCCAGGGACCAUGGGAGCUCCAUAUACAAACCCAAGUUCCGGGUGAGGCCUCAGUACCUCAUGGGUGAGGAGGAGGUCUCGCCCCCAAGACCUGAACACCAGACCACACCCCCAAGAGACCCUCCCGAUGGACAUGCAGCCAUCACCUCAACAUAUCAUGCUCCUUCCACCCUUAGUCACCCUGGUGCUCACCCUGGCCAUCCUGGCCUCCCCCGUCACUGCCGACCCCCGCAGGAAGUCCGCUCGGCCCCAAGAAAGGAGGAUGUUGGUAUUACUGGCCCCAGCAGCUCCUCACCUUCCCUGAAGAGUGUCACUCUGUGGAAGGGCAUAGAGCCUCCUAGCCCAGAGGUGGUGGGGCAACACAUCAACAAGCUCAUUGUGGAGAACGAGGCCAUCAUAGAAACCCACACCCUGUGGCCCCGUCGCUACAAGAGGCAGCCCAGCCUGGGAUCCUCUUCCAGUGAGAGUGAGAGCUCUGGCAGCGGCAGUAGUCGGAGGGGCAGUUUGGCUGACCCCGUCACUAAGAGUUCAAAGGGCAGUGUGCCUGCCCCAACCCUGCAGGGUCAGCUCAGGGAGAGGAGUCACUCCCUCACCACAGAGGCCAUGCUGGCUGAUUCCCGGUGUUCGUACAGUCCCCGUCUUCCACCCACCACCCUUCACCUGCCUCUUGCUCAGCCUACGGCCAGUGCUUCCAAACCUUCCAUAUCAUUGCCAGGACUCACUACCUCUUACUCUCAGUCACCACCUCCCCACCUCGAGUCCAGCCUCUAUGAAGUCUCAAGGAAGAGGUGCCUGUCCGAGGGGCCCGGCAUCCCCAGGGACCUCACCAAGGGUCGCCCCACUCGCCCACUGGAGGACCAAGCUGAUCUACAAAGGCAACAUCACCCGAGAAAUCCUGAAGGUUCGGUCAUCAAGAACUUGCUUCUGGGAUCCCAGGCUUCCAUGGACCAGCGUGGGCGACUUGUGCCCCACGGUGAUGUGGGGUCCUUCCCCUGCAGCAGGUGCCGGAUGCCCUUCAGGACGCUGGAGGACCUGGAUGUCCACAUGCACCACUUCUGUGGCCAACGGUCAGGGCUCAGCAGUGACAGGGGCACCCCAGAGCUGAUCAAGAAUGGGGAGGGUGGCCGGUGGGUUGGGGAGCAGGAUGUGGCGCUUGACCUCCACGUAAAACAUGACUCAGUGGAUCUUGAGCGGAGUUCCUCACGAAGUUCUUGUGGGGUGGAGGACCUCUCUCAAGAGUCCCACAUACAGCAACAGUCCCCAAAGGUGCAUCGUAGCAGAUCUGCUCCCGACGGCACUGCUCCUCAUGUCAAGAAGAGGAAGCAGUCGGCCCCGGACGAGUGUUCCCUUCCAUUCAACCCCAAGAGUCUUGAGGCUGGCAAGCUGAAGAACCACCAGCUGUUUGGAGGUGAAGUGCAGAUCUGUGAUGGUCAUGAACGCAAGACCAUGAGGAUAGAUCCCGGCCAGCAGGCCAGCCCAGCCCUGGAAAUCUGUAUACCACCCCAGCAGUUAGGUGGAGGAGCCCUGGCUAAGGCAGAGAGUUCAGUGCCCACAUCUGUGGUGGUGACCAUUGCUAAAUCAAGCCUCCACUCAGGUGGUACCAUGGUGCAGGUAGAGAGUCAGCUUAGCACCACCACUAAGACCACUCCCAGCCUUGUGACCUCAGCUUCCCACCACAAGGAGCAGCCCACACCCACCAUUGCCAAGGUUGUCCAUCCCACCACCCCUUACGCUGCUGAAGGCAGCCACUUCCCAUCCUUUCCUUACUUUACAGAGUUUGCACCCCACCUGCAGCUCCCAAACCUAGCCAUUCCUGGCAUCCCUACCCCAGACCUGGGCAGCCUGUCCUUCACUAACUACUGUCCACGAGUCCCUAAUCCAACCCUCCUCCAUCCUCAGACCACCAUUGCCCACACUGCACCCAACAACCACAAGCAAAAUGUACCCCGGUCCCCAGCUGAUUUGCCUAAAGCCCCAUUCACUCCUCCUUUCCCCGGGGCUCAGGGACAGGCCUCAUCAGGUGUAAUACAUGGGGGUGUGGUCCGUGCUGCACCUCCAGAGGCAGAGUCGAACCUCUCCCAGCCUCGGGACAAAGAAAAAGAUCCCUUAGUGGGUAAGGGACUGCCAAAGCAUGGACUGCCCACUCUUAUACCAUUUGGAGACACCAAAGUGCCACACGUGCCUGGCAUCCCUGGACCAUACUCCCAGCCCAGCCCAGUGUGUCCCUUACCAAACGGGGGCCAACGGCGACAGCCAGCCAUCUUCACCCUCCCAUCACAGACCUGUGUGACCUUCAGUGCUCCCAUCACUUCCGUCCCAGUCAGUUCCUUGAGGGAGACGAGUCUGGCUGUGCCAAGACCACGUGAGCCUCCCAGGAGCCCUGGGAGGGAGCGUGGUCCUGCUGGGAUCAGCACCCUGAGGCUUCCGCAACACCUCCCUCACAAGGACCUCCUCAGCCCCAGACCCAGGCCCUCCCUUGGUUCCCCCAGACUUCCAGAACUGAAGCCCAUCAACCAGGAGACCAAGCUGCUCCCUGCCCCACCAGAACCCAAGAUCUCAGAGAGGGUAGCCGCAUCCCCUGAACUCCGCCAAUCAGACACUCCCAGCAAGAGUGAUGCUGCUGACCAAGAGUUUCUGCCCCCAAGAAAACGUCCAAAUUUUUUGGCCCUAAAGCCACAACCCUUUGUUCCCAAGUCAUCCUUGGCUCUGAUGGGCACCACCCUGGUGAGCCCCGACACACCACGUCCUAAGAAGAGCUGCGUGCAAAUGUUCCUUAAUGGCUCAGCAUACACCUACUUGGGCCACAAGGUGUCCACCAAGACUUACUAUUGCUGCAUUUACCGGCAGCAGCCCAUGUAUGCACCGCAGGGGCCCAACUCCAAGCUUUCCAUGUACUCCAACUGGCAGAUCAAGCCGGAAGAUCCGUUCAAGCUGGUGCCCUGCCCUGCCAUGAGCCUGUACCAGUCCUGCAAGCGGGACCGCACCUUCACCGUGGCCCAGCCUAAGGAGCUUGACCUCAUCCAGACCCACUCUUCCUACUGGACCUUCAAGCAGAAGAAGGAGAAGCACAAGGAGGAGGAGGCCAGGCAAGGGGACAAAGAGGCACCUGAGAUAAAGAGUGAGGAGCCUACCAGUGCCAGCAGUGCCAAGGCAACAGAAGCUAGCUCAGAGGAGGCACCUGGUGUUGUCAUCAAGAGGGAGGCUGAGGACACCAGUGGGGACUGUCCUGGCCGCAGCAGUGACGACAGCGAAGGAACAGAGAGCAUCAGCAGCAACAAGCGCAUCAAGAUCUUUGAGGGCGGCUUCAAGAGCACUGAGGACUACACCUAUGUGCGGGGCCGUGGCCGCGGCCGGUACGUGUGUGGCACCUGUGGCAUCCGCUGCAAGAAGCCCUCCAUGCUCAGGAAACAUUGCCGCACACAUACCGACCUCCGCCCCUACGCAUGCAGCCACUGCUCCUUCAGCUUCAAGACCAAGGGCAACCUGACCAAACACCUGCGUUCCAAGGCUCACUACAAGCGGUGUGUGGAGAUGGGGGUGGUGCCGGUGCCCACCGUAGUGGAUGAGAGUCAUGUCAAUGAGGCAGCCCUGGCUUGGCAGGAUAAACUUGAGCAGGAGAGGAAACCUGACAGUCUGGAUGGUGAAGAUGAUGAUGAGGAUGAGGAUGAGGAUGAAGAAGAGGAUGUGGAUGAUGAGGAUGAAGAUGAAGAAGAUGAGGCAGCGAUGGAAGGCCACCAGUUCCAGGAUGCUCACGAGCACCACAGCAAGGGAGUGAUUACCCCUGGCACCUCCCACAGUGCCUCUGGCCCUGCCAUCACGUGCCCUGGGGAUAUCACUGGCAGUGCAGGCCUCCCCUCCUCCAGAUCUGGAGUGCUGGUGAUGCAGCACACUCCCAUUCCCUCCCUUCCAUCUUUCUCUUCCUCUUCUUCAUUGUCCAACUCUUCCUUAUCCAUACCUUCUUCCACCUCUACCACCAGCACCACCACCAUCACCCCUGCUGUCACUGUCACCACUUCCUCCUCCUUGUCCUCUGUUCCAUCCUCCUCUGCCUCCCCAUCUUCCAGCAGUUCCUCCUCACGGGUGGACUCCUCUAGGGACAGCCCCAUGGACCUCAGUGUGAGGCGUGGGGUGGGAGGUGGGGCAGCAGACAAGGCUGCUCCACACAGGCCCAGUUUCCUGCCUGUGUUGAGUCGGUCAGCACUGCUAGAGUCACCCGGCCUUCCCUCCCCCUCCACCCCAAUUCGGGAGCAUCCCUCAGAGAUCCUGUCUCCCGUCACGGAGUCGUCCAGCCUCCUCAAGUCCAUCUACCAGACCACAGAGCGUGCAGCACAGGUUUCCGCUGUGGUGCUGGACCCCAGCACUGAGAAUGGCAGCAGUCGCUCCAUGCUGAACGCCUACCUCAGGGAGCGGGCUGUCCUGGACACAGCCAUCAAGCGUCAGCAGUACAGCUUCUCAGAUGCCUCGCCUGGUUCUCCUCAUCUACCUCCUGGGGAGUCCCAGGGGCAGGAGCAGGCUGCUGCUGCUGCAAGCCAGGAGGGCAAGAAUGGAGAAAGGAUCAGUCCCUCAGCACCUCUUUCCAACACAUCCAACACCACCAGCACCUUCACCACUUCCACCACCAUCUCUAACUCUGCCAUCAUCGUCACCUCCACCCAGGUCUCCUCCUCCUCCUCUGCCAGCAGCUCUGCCUCCAGGAUGCCCACACCUCCUGCCAACCUCACUGUCAUGAACAGUGGGGGCCUGGACACCAAGACGGCCUUCCUUGUGCCCAGCGGGGUGGUGCCGUCCUCCCUCAACAGGCUUACCAACGACGAUGGAAAGUGCAAAUGUACCUUCUGCCACAAGGAGUUCAACCGGCCUGCCCAGCUCAGCCUCCACAUGAACAUCCACUACAUGGAGCGCCCCUUCCGCUGCGACUCCUGUGCCGUCUCCUUCAGGACCAAUGGCCACCUGCAGAAACAUAAGCGCUCCGUCAGCCACUUCAACAAGGUGAACAUGAACAUGACCUUCGGGACGCCCAGCACUGACAACCCCCGUCCUUUCAAGUGUCACGACUGCAAGAUUGCCUUCCGUAUCCACGGCCACCUGGCCAAGCACCUGCGCUCCAAGAUGCACAUCAUGAAACUGGAAUGCCUGGGCAAGCUGCCCUUCGGCACCUAUGCCGAGAUAGAGCGUUCUGGUGCCAACCUUAAUGAGAUAGACACUACAGACUGUGAUAACUCCCUGGAGAGUCUGCAGGCCAUGGCCUCCAGGCUGUACGAAAAGGACCCCACCAAGCUGGCUGCCUUGAGGAAGGGCCGAGAGCACCACCGCGUCCGCACCAUUAGUAACUCCUCUACUAACUCUGAUGACUACCCACUGCAGGAUGAUCAGGACGACCCUGUGGCAGGCAUUGGCCACGACGAAGACACAGAGGGUGAUGAUGAUGAGGAGGUGGGUGGGCCCAGGGACGCGGCCAGCCGAGGCAGCCUUCCUGGGGUGGCAGUGGGAGUGGGGGACAUCCACAGUCAGUCUCAGUCCUCUAUGGAGAUGGGAUUGAGUCCCUCAGCCAGCCUGCUGGCGUGUCACCUGUGUCAUGAGAAGUUCCUUGAGCCAGAGCACCUGAGCAGCCACCUGUAUAGUGUGCACAAAGUCUCUGUUUCAUACCGGAACAGCUAGCAUUCCCCCUUCAAUGUCCUCGGCUGGCAGGGGGAACACAAGCAGCUCUCGCACAAGGCAGGUCCUCUGUCCCCGAUGACUUGAGAUGUCUCCCUGUACCCAGCCACCCUCAUGCCCCCUGCCUGGUGCUUGCUUGAGUGCCUCGGGGUGUGUGAAGGGCCAGAGAGAAGGGUGUUAUGAACUGUGUUUGGCCAUUCAUUGUCCAAAAGCAACAAUUGCAAAAGUUUCCAAAACUGCAGUUGAUUUUUAUGCAUAACAAGAACUGUUUUGCUGAAGUGGCUUGUGAAAGUUUUGACAAACUUUGUCCAUAAUUUUCAUUGUGGCUCCAAGUGGUCUACUCUGUGCUCUGAAAAUGCUGACAUGCUGAACAGUCUAAAGUGAAUGAAGUGAGAUUCUGAGGUGAACAAUGGUGGCUCAAUAUUACACGUAUAAGUGAAUAUUUUGGAUAGAGAAUAUUUGUGGAUUUUAUAAAUACAUAUAAAAUUUAUCAGGCACUUAAAUUAUGCAUCAAAUGAAUCUUAGUUUCAGUAAAACCUGAGGCAGAUUUGAAAGGUUUAGAAACUUGUGAUAUUUUUUCUAAUAGGUUUCUGAUAUUAACAGUGGAUUCUGAUCCUCUCUGCGGGGCAAGACUGACACUGAUAUUACAGCUCCUAGCGAGCAGAGACCUGCAGGGUGCGUGUGAUGCUCAAGUGUGGUGUGUGUGGGGUGCUGCCUGGGCUGUCUUACUUCCAGUACAUAGCUAAUGCAGCUAAUACUAAUCUAUGUGUGAAGACAUUAUGUAUGUAUGUAUUUUUAUUGUAAAUUCUUUGUACUGAAAUAUCUUGUAUAGACACUGUGCCAAUAUCAGCUCACUUUGUUUUGAUUUCAUGGGAGAUGGAUAAUUUUCAGUUGUGUAAUGUUAAGUGUAUCAUCUGCUGUGCUCAAAGGCAUGGGAGCUUGUUGACCCCCGUAGACAUAUACUACUGUACCAUUCUUGUGUUGUGGGUUGUGCACCGGUCUGUGCUCAGAGUGCGGCCAGUUCCGUGACUGGCCAUAUUUUUACCUGGUCGACUCAUAGUGUCAUCAUCUUAUUUUUGCUGUACUAGUUGUAGAGUUUGUAUGAAUGUCAAAUGUUUCAACUUGCCAUAGGGAAAGAUAUUUUGGUGAAGAAUAUUGAUGUUUUUAUACAGCGACAAAAGAAGGCUUGAGUCAUUUUGUAGCGAGUGGCAAGUGGCGCCGUGAAGGGAACCACUGGGGUGUUUGGUCACACCAUUCAUCAUCACCUUCAGGUCUGACAGUAACCUUGAAAUCAGCAACUACUUCUCUUUAAAAAGACGUCAUUAACAAACUUAACUUUAACUUCUCAUGAGGUGAUCAAUAUGAAGAAGUGCAGACUGAGAGCGUCCCACAGCCAAGCCCCACCAGUGUCCCAGAGCGGUUCCUCGUGCCUGCCCCAGCGCAUGUGGUCUUGAUGCGUGGCUUGCAGUGACGUGUGUAGGAGGGAUGGUCACUUGGGGCUGCUGGCAUGUGCGACACCCCUGCUCACCUUAAUUCGAGCUUAAAAACCACAAACUGUUCCAUGCAAGAGUGAGAGCAAGUACUUGAAACCUUGGCCUCCCUCCCUAACAGUGCAGUGUGUGUGUGUGUGUGUGUGUGUGUGUGUGUGUGUGUGUGUGUGUGUGUGUGUGUGUGUGUGUGUGUGUGUGUAGACAAAGGUGACCAAGCUGGCUACUGGACCACCUCAUGCAGGGAAGCAGGAGGGCCACUACAAUGCUACAGCUGCACAACUCAGAGGGAGCACAAACUUUCCAACUGACAAUCCUUUUCUAUUUGAGGCAAAUAAUGAGGUAUGGUAUCUUGAGAGAGAGAGAGAGAGAGAGAGAGAGAGAGGUAUCAGGGAAUAUAUUGGUACUUUUAACUGUUAACUGUGAGUCUCUGGGAGCAUAAUUUUUGUUAUAAAGUUUAUUCAGUGUUUUUAAAAACUAGUAGAAACAUGUACAUCAGUUGUUGUUAUUUCAUAAAUGUAAAAAAAUGAUAAGAUGAUAUCCUUCAGCAUUUUAACCUGUUAGUGGUGACAGCAAUCCCAGAUCACUAUUGUGUUUGUUUCCAUGGACCAGUGGUGGGCGGCACCAGUGUCUGUAAGGGAGGAGGGAGGGUGGGAGUCUGUGGGUCAGUCCUCAGUGGAGUGAUGGUGUGGAUGGGUGAGGGAGUUGAGGGCUUAUUCUGCCACUGCCAUUUUGGGUCCAAAGUAACCUACAUUUUAAUUAAUACAUAUCUAAACAUAGUAGAUAAGCCUUAACAGAGACCAGUGAACCAGUAGAACAAUGCCUAUUCACCAGUAACAAUGCGCACCACCACACCAGUCCCCAGAAUGGCAUGGGGGAUGGCCACCUUGUCUGGGCCUCCAGAUGGCUCCCUCACACCUGCAGAUGAAAAACUAGAAUGAGAACAUCACCAGGAUCUAUUUUUGCACUGUUGUUAUUAUUACUAACGUUUAUUUUCUUGAACCAAGGACCAUGUUUCACUAACAGGGAAUGCCUUGCCACAAAGGAGAGUGUCACUGAGUGGGUUGUAUGUUCCUCUCACCAGCCUGCCUGUGUGACAUGGCAUGGUGGUGUGUGGUAGUGUGUGGUGUGUGGCUGGCAGCAGGUGUUAGUCAAACAUGUAGCCUUGGCAAGCAAUCCAUCAUGUUCUUAUAAGCCAAUCUUGCUCUUCUAAGUGUUAAUUUGGGCUUAAUUCUGUCUGGCCACUUUUUAUGAUGGACAGUAUCUAAUUUUGUUGGUACAAGAACAUACAUUUCUGAAGGUUUUGUAAAGUGUUUAUGUUAUUUUCAUUAUUAUUAUUAUUAUUAUUAUUAUUAUUAUUAUUAUUAUUAUUAUUAUUAUUAUUAUUAUUAUUAUUAUUAUUGCUGUUGUUACUACUACUACUACUACUACUAUCAUUAUCAACAUCAUUGCCAUCAUCAUUACUACUAUUACUGCUAUUAUUUUUGUGCAUAUUUUAAGAGGCACAUCUGAUGAAUAAUAAGUAUUUGGAUGAGUCCAUAUGACAAAAUGGAGAGUGUGUUUGAAGUUGUGUUGAAAUAUAUGUAGAAUUUAUUUGAUCAGAUUCUUCUUUCUUGAGCAUCAAUAAUUGUUACAUGUGUGUGUGUGUGUGUGUGUGUGUGUGUGUGUGUGUGUGUGUGUGUGUGUGUGUGUGUGUGUGUGUGUGUGUGUGCUUUGUAUUGUUUGUUACCUUAUAUGCAGCUGUGUGUGUGUGUGUGUGUGUGUGUGUGUGUGUGUGUGUGUGUGUGUGUAUGUGUACGUGCGCAUGAGCUCACACGUACGUUACUUUGUGCAAUCUAUAGUUUUAUUUUUAUUUAUACGAAGAGUCACAUUGCUGGUAAAUUUACGAUUUUUCCUUCUGAGUGACGAGCUGCUUGUAUUCCGUUACCAUGGACAGCUGCAUUGAACAGUAGUCAGACUCCUGCAGCCUACUGAAAACUUUUAUAAAUUAGUUGAAAUAUUUAGAUAUCUGCAUUUGAUUGUUGUAUGAAUCUGUAUAUAUGUAUAUUAAAAAUCCUUAUCA
Molecule: messenger RNA, 10517 nt
Organism: Portunus trituberculatus (swimming crab)
Lineage: Eukaryota; Metazoa; Arthropoda; Malacostraca; Decapoda; Portunidae
Gene: shn
Product: transcription factor HIVEP3-like
Exons: 11
Coding region: 666-6971 (2101 amino acids)
Biological process (GO): regulation of transcription by RNA polymerase II
Cellular component (GO): nucleus
Molecular function (GO): zinc ion binding; RNA polymerase II cis-regulatory region sequence-specific DNA binding; DNA-binding transcription factor activity, RNA polymerase II-specific
Source: RefSeq, a predicted model, not a curated record